AUGCGGAAUUGGGAAUCGCGCCUGACACGUCCACGCGGAGCGUGCCGUUCUGAGCUGGUUGGCAGUUGCCGGCUUCCCGCCCUGCCCUCCGCGGCCUCUGCCCUGGAACUUGGGAGGUGGGCGCCGGGUAACGGAGGGAUGGAAGCGAGGGCUGCCGAAGGGGUUAAGAAGUGCAUUAGAGACCGAGGCAUUCCGUUUAGAAAAAUUCAGCCUCUGAACAGGUUGAGGGCUAUCUCAAAACCCCGACACCUGACUCUGCAAGAACAAAGUGAGAUCCUGAGAACAGAAGUGUCUUGGCAGCAGGAAACCCUCACUGCUAUGGAGACAUAUGACUCUGAGGCAUCUCGUCAAAAAUUUAGACAUUUCCAGUAUUCAGAAGCAUCUGGGCCCCAUGAAGCCCUGAGCAAACUCUGGGAGCUCUGUCUUCAGUGGCUGAGACCAGAUAUUCAUUCGAAGGAGCAAAUCGUAGAACUUUUGGUACUGGAACAAUUCCUGACAAUCCUCCCUGAAGAAGUCAGGGCUUGGGUAAAUUUACAGCAUCCCAAGAACAGCAAAGAUGUGGUGACUCUCAUAGAAGAUGUGAGGGAAAUGCUCCAAGACAAAGGUAUACCCUGCAAGAACUGUGUCCUUCAGAAUGGGAGCACAAGGGAGGAGAAGGUGGAAACUGACUCACUAACAGGGAAGCCACAGGAACCAUUGACAUUCAAAGAUGUGGUUGUGGAAUUCACCAAGGAAGAGUGGGGGCAACUGGACCCUGCUGUAAAGAACCUUUACAGGGAUGUGAUGCUGGAGAACUAUAGGAACUUGAAUUCAUUGCAUAAAGGUGGUUUCUGUGUAUUUGUCUACUCUGUUAGUAAUCUCUUUUUCUACUGUGAAAAGCUAUAGGACUGGUGGAGUUGUUACCUUUGGUUCUGGGUUCAGGUUUCCUAAUAUACUCUGAGCACAAUAGCAUGUUUUCCUACUCUGUCUGGUUGAAAGUCCUUUUCUAUGUGUAGCCAGAAAUACACAGACAUGCUUUUCUGGCCUUCUCCUUCAGCAGCUUAGCUUACUGUGUUUUCUUCCUUAUAAAAAUGUGUGAAAU
Molecule: messenger RNA, 1081 nt
Organism: Sciurus carolinensis (gray squirrel)
Lineage: Eukaryota; Metazoa; Chordata; Mammalia; Rodentia; Sciuridae
Product: zinc finger protein 215-like
Exons: 4
Coding region: 1-885 (294 amino acids)
Biological process (GO): regulation of DNA-templated transcription
Source: RefSeq, a predicted model, not a curated record